GAGAGCGAUGCUGAAGCAUGUCGACAGAAAACAUUCUGUAUGAAUAUGAGCACACAGUCGCUGCAUUUGGCUUUCAUCUGUAGGGAAUACAAUAAUAAUUCGCUGUGGUGACGGUUGGAAAUCAGUUAGACUGGCUGACUACGUUUUCCCUGCAGAUUUGGUUGGGCUAUUUCAUCGAAAACAGGCACCCGAAUCGUCUAUCGGCAUGCUCUUGUGGCGAUUGUCAUCCAGGGAACGUGCGGCAUUGCCCGUAUACUUCAAUUUCAUGUGAUUUUCUUUUUGCAUUUUUUCUUUUUUGGUGAGACAUUUAUUACCGACUUGGGGGAUAAGGCUAUCCAUUUAAGCCCCAACGCGUUCCAUGUAUCGGGAAUUGGGAGGUUUUGGUCGAGUGAUUUUUACUGUGAUGUGUCAGGUGAAGAUGUGCGCUGUUGCUUUCACUCGGCGAUUUGACAGACGACUACGGUGUUUGUGAUUCAAUCCUCCGCCCGCUUUGAGGCGCCUCGCCGGGAGUGAGCUAGUCGCCAGCCGCCAAGAUGCCCGUACGACGAGGCCACGUUGCCCCUCCAAAUACAUUCAUUGACACAAUAAUAAGGAAAUUCGACGGCCAGAAUCGUAACUUUGUCAUCGCCAACGCCCAAGUGGAGACCGGGACCCAUUAUUUUCUGCAAUGAUGGUUCUGUGAACUUACUGGGUACUCCAGGGCAGAAGUCAUGCAGAAAUGCUGCGUCUGCGAUUUCCUGCACGGUCCACUUACCAGCACUUUGGCCAUUUUGCAAAUAAAGAAGCGCUUCUGGGCUCGGAGGAAAAGCAAGUGGAAAUCCUGUAUUAUAAAAAAGACGGGUCAAAGUUCCUCUGCAGUGUAUUGGUGGCCCCCGUUAAAAAUGAACAUGGAGAAAUUAUUUUGUUUAUCAUCAAUUAUGAAGACAUCACAGAUGCCCCUAACAGAGCAGACAUUAAGAUUUUCAAAAACCAACAUGCCGAGAAAGAAAGCGAGAGCCCGACAAGCGGGUAUAGGUGGAAACUGUCCAACUUCAUUCCUAGACGACAAAACUCUGACAGACACAAGAGUUUCAAACUGCGGCUGCCGUCAAUCAGACGAGACAUUCGCUCCAAGGCUCGAGUUCUGGAACGGAUACAGGACACGGAGAAUCCACCCAUCCCCGAGGAAUCUGUACCUCUCAACCAACUCAUGGCUGCCGAUAUGCCUGACGCUGUCCCACGUAGCCCUUUUCGGCGGAAAAGCGACAGUGGUCUGGAAAAUGAGGUGGAAGAAGACUACAUCGGGUCACAGGAUCGACUGAUGGUGGUGAAUCAAUGCAACCUACGAAAAGCUUCCUCAUUAGAAGGCUUGGACUCCUCGACACAUAUAGAAAACGAGUACAGAAAGAAAUCCAACACGUUUAGCGAAUCUAUGGGUAACCAUGUGAAACCAAACUUGAUUAACAUGGCCCAGAGUGACUCAGACCUGGCACGGCACAAAGCUCGGCAGUUUGCAGACAGUUUGAACAACAUCAGCAAUGAUGUCCUGAAAAAGGGAGAGAAAGAGGGCAUGUUUGCAUCCACCAAGGGCCUAUUUCUGCCCAACAUGAAACACAAUGUAUCAGAAAAAGUCGCUCAGAUUGUCAUUCGCUCUGAUAAAUCGAUUUUGGGCGAAGAUAAAUUUGGACACAGCAAUGCAGGGUUACAUAGCGGGUUUACCUCUGGCGUAGAAACGGUUUUAUCGCUGGGUGCCGACGUUUUACCAGAGUACAAGCUCCAGUCCCCAAGGAUACACAAGUGCACGAUUCUUCAUUACUCGCCGUUCAAGGCUGUUUGGGACUGGAUCAUCCUACUGCUAGUCAUAUACACAGCCAUCUUCACACCUUACGUCGCCGCGUUUCUCCUCAGCGAGGAGCGCAAAGAGGGCAACAAAAAUGAUAUGCAGACUCGUUACAAAGACCCAUUGACAAUCAUUGACCUCAUUGUAGAUAUCAUGUUUAUCAUAGAUAUUCUUAUUAACUUCCGAACAACCUACGUCAACAAGAAUGACGAAGUGGUCAGCCAUCCGGGGAAAAUCGCUGUCCAUUAUUUCAAGGGCUGGUUUCUCAUCGAUGUUGUUGCAGCCAUUCCCUUUGAUCUUUUACUGUUUGGAUCAGAAACAGAUGAGACAACAACCCUGAUUGGCUUGUUAAAAACAGCUCGCUUGUUGCGAUUGGUCAGAGUGGCCAGGAAGCUGGACAGAUAUUCUGAAUAUGGUGCUGCUGUGUUACUGUUGCUAAUGGCAACAUUUGCCCUGAUUGCCCAUUGGUUGGCAUGUAUCUGGUAUGCAAUAGGAAAUGUUGAGAGGAAAAUCAACGAUCAACCUAAAAUUGGCUGGUUAGAUGAACUGGCUAAAAACACCCACGAUUUGUAUAAUGACUCAGAUAUUGGGAGUGGACCCACAUUAAAAACAAAAUAUGUGACGGCUUUAUAUUUUACCUUCAGCAGUUUAACAAGUGUGGGAUUUGGCAAUGUCUCACCCAACACAAAUGCAGAGAAGAUAUUUUCAAUACUCAUCAUGUUAAUAGGAUCCCUCAUGUAUGCAAGUAUCUUCGGUAAUGUUUCGGCCAUCAUCCAGCGCCUGUAUUCAGGGACGGCACGGUACCACACCCAAAUGCUGCGGAUAAAGGAGUUCAUCCGAUUUCACCAGAUUCCUAACCCACUGCGCCAGAGAUUGGAGGAAUACUUCCAACAUGCCUGGUCCUACACCAACGGCAUUGACAUGAAUAUGGUUUUAAAAAGCUUUCCUGAGUGCCUGCAAGCAGACAUAUGUCUACAUUUAAACAGAAACCUUCUCAGUAACUGUCCCGCUUUUAAAGCCUCUCCGUUUUCUGGCGCCAGUCCGGGAUGUCUGCGAGCACUAUCCAUGAAGUUCAAGACAACGCACGUUCCUCCUGGUGACACACUUGUUCACCGAGGAGAUGUUUUGUCAGCCAUGUACUUUAUUUCUAGAGGAUCUAUAGAAAUACUGAAAGAUGAUAUUGUGGUAGCUAUAUUGGGAAAAGAUGAUGUGUUCGGCGAGAAUAUUUGCAAACAUCAGACGAUGGGGAAGUCCAGCUGUAAUGUCCGUGCCUUGACUUACUGUGAUUUGCAUAAAAUUCUCCGCGACGAUCUGCUGGAGAUUCUCGACAUGUACCCAGAAUUCUCAGAGCAGUUCGUCAAAAACCUGGAAAUAACCUUUGACCUGAGGGAUGAUGACCUGGCGAUUCGCAUUCCUGGCAGUUAUUUGUACGAGAAUGACCCAGAGUCAGGUUUGAGGAAGCGGAGAGGUGAAAAAGACUCACCUGAGAAAGGCAAACAAGGUCCUAUCCAAUCAAAUCGCUUCCAUGUUGCGCGUCUCCGGCCACGACCGCCACUGCAGGGUCACGAGGAGGGACGAACACUCUCUAUGUCAUUUGAUUCCAGUGAAGAAGAAAUCCGUGAGAGUGGUACAGGUAUACUCGAGUUUUCUCCAGCCAAGGCAGGCAUGGAUGUCACACCGGCUAACUUUGAAUUUGGAGGACGGGAUGAUAGGAGAGGACAGUCCGUGGGCACUCUCACCUCCAUAGCAGCCGGAGCAUUGUCGAGCGUGAACACACUAAUGAGCGCAGUGACGGGGAGGGGAGGGGAUCAGAACAAGCGGAGCCAGGAGACAGCACCCUUGCUUCCGGAGCAGCCCAGUGGCAGUCCAGAGGCACAGAGAAAGCAGACCUCCAGUUCAAGUGUACCGAAGUCCACCUCAAGCAUGACCCUCCCAGUUUCCAGUCCCUCCAGCCAAUCACAGUUUGAGGACAUCUCUCAGCAGCUUCAUGUGACUGCCAGUCACCAUGAUGGACAGGUCACAGGCCCCACCCAUUCCAGCCCCCAGGAUGUAGAGAAACGCUUAGAGGAACUUGCACGACAACUAACCCGGUUAGAGAAAAAGAUGAGUUCUGACAUUGCCAUGAUUCUGCAUAUACUACAAAACCAGUUGCCAGGGCCCCCCAUCUAGCCCCUCCAACUCCUCAUGACCCCCCACCUCUGACCCCUGGCAGCGAACCCCAGGAUAGUUGGCCACCACCGCCUGAAGAUUCCUGGCUACUGGAGCAGCAGCAGCCACAAGCAGA
Liolophura sinensis is the source of this 4103-nucleotide messenger RNA. Its product is annotated as potassium voltage-gated channel subfamily H member 6-like. Gene Ontology annotation, biological process: regulation of membrane potential; potassium ion transmembrane transport. Gene Ontology annotation, cellular component: plasma membrane. Gene Ontology annotation, molecular function: inward rectifier potassium channel activity. Lineage: Eukaryota; Metazoa; Mollusca; Polyplacophora; Chitonida; Chitonidae. The coding region runs from base 719 to 3988 and encodes 1089 amino acids. The record is from RefSeq and is a predicted model, not a curated record. The transcript has 18 exons.